UAUAUAUAUAUAUAUAUAUAUAUAUAUAUAUAUAUUCCAUCAUAUAUUUUAAAUAGCAUAUAUUAUAUUUAUUGAAAGGACUACUCCUCUAGGAAACCAUUUUCCAAUUUAAUGGUCCUUUAAAGAGCUUUUACUGUAUUUAUUUCCCAUUGUUUUGAGGUACUGAAUAAGAUUCCUAAUACACAUUAGAGAAAAGUCAGUGCAACCUGCUUUUUAGUUCAACAUAAAACGUAUCAGGAAAGGGCACAUUUAUUAUGGCUUUUAGAUACUUUUUUAGACACUAGCUAGGACAUGUCACCAUAUAAGAAUUAACCCUAUGAGAAUUACUUUUGCAAUUACGCAGUGCGUUAGGGCUGCAGGGCAGCAAUGUUAACCACUACAAAAUAAGGAAGAGCUCAGCCCGAAUAUGGAGAGAAAACAAAGGGGAAAAUUUGUUUCUUUAACGAAAAGGGAGGCUGAAAUUGUGCUGGAAACAUACAUACAAAGAAGCAUAAGCACUCGUGAAGUAAAAAGAACAGGGUGCAAGAAAGAGAAAAAGCUGCAAAGGUCAAUCAGUGAUGUCACCAGGUUCACACAUAAAUUAAACAAAAGUAAGAUCGCUGCUGUACCUCAAGCUGAAUUAGAGGAAAAAGGUAUAAAAGACAGCGAGGACAUAUUGUGGAAAGGGUUGUGGGACGGGGACAAGGCCACCCCUGUCAAAAAGCAAUCAUGGUUCAAGAGCUUUCUAAAUAAGCUAUUUAAAAAAGAAGCAAACAUUUCUGAAUCAGGCUCCGUGACUUCGACUACCGAUGGACAUUCAGAUCAGGCUCCAAAGAAAAACAGCUCUAGAAAAGAUAGCCUCCGAAGAGCACUUUCUUUUAAGAAGAGUAAUGCAGAUAAAAAGCUGAAAAGGCCCACCAAUCUUCCCCUGGAGCAUGUCUGUAGACCACAUCCACUUCAACCAUGUGAGAUCAAUGAAAACUGUUACUAUGAACAAGUAUCUACAGAGAUUGAGCUUCUUGUGAAAGAUACCGAAAACCUGGAGGUUAGAAACCGCAAGCAAAGCUUAAAUGAGGAGGGAAAUAAUACUGGAACAGAAGACAUGGAAACUAUGAUUAAGAAAAUUGUUGCUAUUCUUCAAAAGGAAGGUGAUGCCUAUAACAGAAAGAUUAAGGAAGACCCCGCCAUCAACAACUUCUUCAGAGAUUUCUCAUAUAAUUCCUUCAAGCAACUUGCUGAUGUCUAUGUUGACAAUGAGGUUAAAAAGAGGGACUCUGUUGGAACUCCCGAAGAUAUGAAAUUUGCAUUCUCUGUUCACUUUACAAAGCAGGUUGUAGGACUCUCUACUCACCCUAUAACCAGGAUUAUGGGCUUUGGGACAAGAUAUCUUCAAGACACCUUUACAUUGCUUUCAUACAGUAGGGAUGAUCUGACUCACUGUAUUGAUCUAAAGCCUUGUUUGAGCCCUGACUGAACAGUCCAUCCUACUUCUCGUCCAUGAUGCUGGCACAUGGCAACUUCAUUUCAUCAAUGUAAAAUAAUAAUAUAUUCUAUGCUGUAUGUACUGCUGGACCAGUAUAUUCAUUUUGAACUGUGAAAAUAAACUCAUAUUUUUAUGUAGUUAAACUUUUAGGGAAUUCUUUGACGUGAAAAUGAAUGAUUUCCAGUGAUUGAAAUGGGGUGUUCCCAUCCCAAAACUUGGACUUCAUGGCCCCUUCUUGACUAACUUAGGUAGUUGGGAAGCCAAAAAUAGCUGAGUUGGCUGUUUUAAAGAAUUUGCAUAGCUCCCAUUAAAUAGGCGCUCCUAGUUUGUUUGUUUUUUUGCCCAUAUCAUGCACGCUCAUAAUAGCUAGUUGUACAUUGCCAAUGGUUUUAUUCCAACACUGCUAUUCAUUUUAAUUACUCUAAAUGGUCAUGUUAUCACAAGUCAAGGAACUCAAGUCCUGGGUCAGAUGAUUUUCUGUGAAGUACUGGAUGACAUAAUCACCUUCCAGAUCCCCUCCCACACCAGAUCUGUAUACUACUGCUGCCAUGUCUAUAGCAUCAGAAUAAAUAUUUGUUAUACAUCUCCUCUGAGGCUAUGUUCACAUAUUGCUUUUCUCACUGCAUUUUUUCAACUUUUUCCAUCAUUCUUCCUAAAAAGUUGCAAAAGUGGUAUUUUAUCGCAAUUAUGCAAUUUUUACAGCAGUUUUGGAAAGUCGCUGCAGAAACUGACAAAAUGCCGUAAAGCAUGUGAAAAAUGCAUUAGAAGUUUAAUUUGUGAACACAGUCUGAACACCUUCAUAAAACACCUCAAUUGUGAUUAUAGGUCAAAUCACCCUUUACUUCAUGGCAAUAAAAAAAUGCACUUUAAAGAAGCAAACACAUCAAAACUGCACAUAGUGUGAACUGAUCUCAACUCACUUAUAAGUCUAAGGCGUUCACGUGGCGAAACUCCAGCACUACCAGGCUGAUUAGAUGAGUAGAUGCAGCGAUCAAACACCACACCCAAACACCACACCCACUGCACUAUAAAAGAAAAAAGAAAAUAUCCUGAAGUGCUUCCUUAAUUUUAAUGGGAGUUGUGCAAUUAGCAUAUCACUGCAAGCUAUAUUGUCUGUGGCUCAAGUGGGAUGACAGUAUGUGGAUACUUUUAUAACUAAUGUGCUAAGAAUUGGGCACCCAUCAUAAAAAAAAAACCUACCUUAUGCAUAUCUAGCACAUCUUAAUUUCUUAGUAUCUACAACUCACAGAAACUGAAACAGAAAUGUGUUGAUCAUCAUUAUCAGCACUCCAGAGGCAUAGGAAGAAUCUCCGACUACCACAGUACACUUUACAUCAAUUUCUCUGAGAAGCAGGUGGUCUUUUUAGAACCAUAAAAAAGGACUAAUGUAGGACUAAAAAGGAGGCACUGUGCACUUUAACUAUACAUACUCCAAGUUACAUAACAUUUUUAUCGAGAACCAGAAGGUUGCUUUACUGCACUAAAUUUAGAAGUCAUGAAAUUUUGCACUAUUACAUUAUAUUUGCACUAUUACAUUAUAUGUUUUAUUUUGUAUCCUCUGGUUUAGCUGCAGUGUUUACCCCAUGUAUAGAAAAUUGUAUUAAAAAUAAUGUACAUACUAUAAAUACUAUUUAGAAUGCAUUUUACAUAGGAA
Molecule: messenger RNA, 3116 nt
Organism: Hyla sarda
Lineage: Eukaryota; Metazoa; Chordata; Amphibia; Anura; Hylidae
Exons: 6
Coding region: 407-1453 (348 amino acids)
Biological process (GO): regulation of apoptotic process
Source: RefSeq, a predicted model, not a curated record